Paracoccidioides brasiliensis Pb18 is the source of this 894-nucleotide messenger RNA. RefSeq lists its product as uncharacterized. The coding region runs from base 1 to 894 and encodes 297 amino acids. The record is from RefSeq and is a predicted model, not a curated record. Gene Ontology annotation, biological process: protein folding. Gene Ontology annotation, cellular component: endoplasmic reticulum membrane. The transcript has 7 exons.
AUGAGAUCGAAUCAAUUCGGCAAUUUUUACGAACUCUGUCGAGACGCGACAAUCCCAGUAUGCAACCUUUUGGUUGCGGAUAACCAGCCUCCAAACGCGAAAUACGGUGGAUGCGCCCUUACGGGGAUCAGUCUGAGUGGUGACAGGAACCUCUCGAACCUGGGAGUCAUACUUUUUGCCAUGAUCGCCAUUCUAUUCAGCGCCUUUUUAAUAUGGAAAUCCGAAUGGAAGAGAGCUGCAGUGGGACGAAGGGAAAUACAAAUAUUCCUAGUGGGAUACAUUAUAAUUCAGAUCUGCGAAAUCUUCACCAUUGGCGGCAUCCCUCUAAAUGACGAAGUCAGAAAAGGAUUUACCGCUGUUCACCUAGCUGCCAUCACCGCGACCGCAUGGAUAUUACUCCUCAACGCCGUUGUUGGAUAUCAGUUGCUUGACGACGGCACGCCUGUUUCAGUUGGUCUUCUCAUGUCGUCUGGACUUAUCCUAUUCAUAGGCACGGGCUAUAUCGCUCUGGACACCGCUUUCCGAUGGACCGGGCACUUCGACUCGAGUCUCGGUGGUAGCAAUCGAAAUGUAGGGCUCUACGUCCUAUAUCUUCUAUUCCCCCUAAUCUGCAUCGUAGGCUUCUUUGCUCUGGAAGCUGUACUGGUUGUGCGAAUACUGGGCGAGUUAAGACCUUUACUGUACCUUUCCACAGCAGGCCUGCUUUUCGCCAUUGGUCAAAUCUUUCAAUUCGUCGUCAGCACCCAUCUUUGUCAGGUAUCCAACGGGAAAAUAAACGGAUCCAUGUUCGCGACACUCUUCACGGUUCUUUCUGUAGGUGCAGUCUGGGUGUUCUGGAGCAGCAUCACGGAAGACGACUGGCCGAUGACUAUUGGGGCUGGAGGGUAUAACUAA